ACACCAACCCACAUAUUAAAAAAAUUCCCUUUCAUUUUCUUUCUUCCAACGACGAUCUCCCUUUCCUUUUUUCCCCUUUUUUUUCUCUUUCAGAUAUCUAUAUAAUUUUCUCAAGCUUUGUGUAGUCAUGGAAGGACAUCAUCCCCAUCACCUUAUUCCGCUCCACCACCAGCAACAGUUUCAACUCCGUCCACCGUCGCAUCUCCACCAGAGCCUCACCGUCUCCGCCGAUCCAACCCUAGCCGCCCCCGACAGAUUCCCUCAAUGGAGCCUUCAGGAAACAAAGGAGUUUUUGACGAUCAGAGCCGAGCUGGAUCGGACUUUCAUGGAAACCAAACGAAACAAGCUCUUGUGGGAAAUUACAUCCUCCAAAAUGAAGGAAAAGGGUUUCAAUCGCAGCGCUGAACAGUGUAAAUGUAAAUGGAAAAACCUCGUUACUCAUUAUAAGGGUUGUGAAACAAUGGAGCCAGAAAAUUUAAGGCAACAAUUUCCAUUCUACACAGAACUAAAAGCAAUUUUCGGAGCAAGAAUGCAAAGGAUGUUCAUGGCGGAGGCGGAGAGCGGUGGGAGUGGAUCGAAGAAGAAGAUGAAGACAUUAUCGUCCGAUGACGAGGAAGAAAACGAAGACAGUAACGGCGACGGGGGCGAGACGAAGGUUAACAGCAGGAAGAGGAAGAAGGUUAAAGGCACGACGAUGGCGACAGACGGCGGAGGGGGAAGCGGUAGCCGUUUGAAAGAAAUAUUGGAAGAUUUCAUGAAUCAACAAAUGCAAAUGGAGGUGCAGUGGAGGGAGGCAUUUGAGGCAAGGGAAAAGGAGAGGGAAAUGAGGGAAAUGGAGUGGAGAAGGAACAUGGAAGCUUUAGAACAUGAGAGGAUAAUGUUGGAAAGAAGUUGGAGGGAAAGAGAAGAACAAAGGAGAAUAAGAGAGGAAAUUAGGGGUGAGAAAAGAGAUGCCUUAAUCACAGCCUUGUUAAACAAGAUUAGAAGAGAUGAUCAUAUGUAGUAAUUCUUUGCAUGCUUCAACAGAGUGGCAAAUAGAUACAAAUUUGUUCUUGGUUUGUUUCGAAAUUAGGAAUCUAUUUGCUAGAG
This is a messenger RNA of Cucurbita maxima (winter squash), 1089 nucleotides long. Its product is annotated as trihelix transcription factor GT-3b-like. The transcript has 3 exons. Bases 128 to 1003 code for a protein of 291 amino acids. NCBI's taxonomy places the organism in Eukaryota, Viridiplantae, Streptophyta, Magnoliopsida, Cucurbitales, Cucurbitaceae. The record is from RefSeq and is a predicted model, not a curated record.